AGGCUCAGAUUUAGAUGGAGAUGAAUAUGCAGUUUUGUGGUUACCAGAUUUAAUUUUUCAUAGUCAAAAUCUUCCGCCUGGAGAUUUUGAAAAUGUGACAGAACCAGAUGUUCCUUUGAUAGAAAAACUUCGGUUCUCCCCCUAUCGGGCUCAGUAGCAGCUCAAGGCUAUUCGACCCAACUUUUUUCUCUGUCUUAUCUCCUUACAAUAACAACCUAACCUUCCAAAACGUCAAGGUUUCAAUACGCAUGCUCUAACGUAAUACAGUACCCCUCCUGGUCUUUGGCCAAAACUUAUCCACUUGGCCUUAUUUACAUUUUGGAUUUGCAAUUUGUACUGAUAGCUACACCGCAGCCCAGUAUUAUUCUGCCUUUAGCCUCCGUGGGUGAAGGUCGCUCUUCCGCUGGUCUCAUGGCGAGCCAUGAUCAUAAGUCGAAUAUUCUUCCUCCGGACAAAUGCUUUCUCGAUUGGAGUGCGCCUAAUGACGAUUACACUGAUGAUGCUAUGACUGCUACUGAAUAUGGACCCUCUAAUUCUGAUGACGGACUCAACUAGGAAGCACAACUUGAUCAACUAAAUACGGAUCAUCGGAUAUUGAACUCGAAAAUUAAAACGACCAAGGAAACGAAAAAGCUAUUUGACGCCGCCAGGCCAGUCACUGCUCCGGAUACAUACACCGAAGGUUUUGCAAAGAUGCUUCGAGAAGGCAGUUUACAGAAGGAUUACCUCAUAGGUGCCAGAGAUGGUCAACUUUUUGGCUAAGUAUAUCAAGAAUGAUCAAGUUGGAACAAUAGCUAAUGCACACCUUGCUCACGCUGAUGCUGAAAGUAUUUUCUCAGAUGAAUGUAUCAGAAUUGCAAAUAUAUUCCACGUAGCUGUUGAUUUCGCAAAACAUGGAAGAAACGUGCAUCUUCAUCCUCUUGAUAGACCAAUGAAAUAUCCAGAUUUUAUGGAAAAUAUUCGAAAAGAGACAUAUAAAUCAAGGAAAGCGCUUGGUAAAAUGUACAGAAUUUGUAAAGACUUAGAGUCCGAAAAUGAAAGCGCAAGCAGUGACUAUUCGAAUGUACAGGUGGAUCCUUAUUUAAUAUAUCCAGGUUGGGAAAAAUAUAAAGAUGAUGCCUUGAAAAGUAGAAAUAAAUACAAUACCUUACUUCGAUCAGUUUUAAGGAACUAUGGUAUUCAGCAUGAAGCUGAAGCCUUUUCUGGAGCAUUCACGAAACUUCAUUGUCGAUUUCAAGAACGGAAUGAUCGAGCUGAAGUAGAAAAAGUUAUUAUGGGUUGUAUUAAAAGAUUGUCAAAAAGUAUGCUUGAACAAUUUUUAGAUGAAUUCAAAGAUACUGCAGAUAUAAAUACCACUCAGGAGUAUAUACUACAAAAGGCUUCCGCGUGGUACAUAGUAACGUAUAGUGACAGUGGUACUAAAUUUCUUAGCUUUCCUUGGACCGUUUCUACAUAUUUAUCUAACAUAAAAAUUAAAAAUUCAUCUUUUAAUCCGCUGCCUGUUUCACCGCUCAUUGCUAAUAUGGAUGGACAGAUAAAACUGUGUGAAGCUAAAAAUAUUCUACCCCACCCUAUAGAAACAGAUAUUUGGUUAGAAUAUGAAUUUUUGUGUGAUCCCAUAACAGUAAAGCUUGCAAGCAGAGUAUUGAUUCUAUGGGCCCAAGAUGAGCAGAUAAUUGACAGAUCGAGUUACAGCCACACAGGAUUUCUGUAUCCGAAUACUUUAAUCAGACUUUUUCUUCACGUUGCUGAACUUGCGCAUUAUGUUUUUAAAAAAGGGAAACAGAUGUCUUCCACAGAGAAAAAAGUCUUCUCGCCAGCAUCUCUAGUUUUAGAAUUUUUUAGAUUUUGCACAGCUUUACGUUUCUAUAAUAAAAAUGAAAUAUCCAGCGUGAUUCCUUUUUCGGUGUAUAAAUACAGUAAGCUGGCUAAAUCAGCUGUAGUUGCAUACCACAGGUUUGCUUUGUCAGGUGAAUUUCAUUGCUUAAAUGUGGAGAGAAUUAAUAUUGAAGAAAAAAUGGAGAUGAAUCCAAUACAGAUAGAAAGUAAAAUAUUCCCUAAAGUGCCUAUUGAUGCACAAACGUUACAAAAGGCACAAGAUGCUCUGAUAAAAUAUUCAGGUGUAGAGGAUGUAACAAUGCGAGAAAUUCGGCAAACUAAAAAAGUUUGUGUUACUGCCUAUGGUUCUGAACUAUCAAUCAAGAUAUUGAAAGGCAUUUUGAGAAAGCAUGCUGUAUUAAGAACACUUUUUAUAGAUGGAAGAAUGCCAGAUGAAUGAAUAAUCUGCUUUGCUUCAUGUGUAUAUUUUCCCCCCAAUUUUAAAGUAUUUCACUCAUAAUUAUUGUAUCAUUAUAUAUUUUUCCUGACAAUUUUUUUAUACAAAUCUAGUUUAAAUUACUGUUUGUUCUUUUAAUUUUGUUGUUAUAAUGUUUCUCUCAUUUUCUACAUUAUUUUUCAUUUGUAUUUCUUUAAAAAUGGAAUUAUGUUUUCAAUGCCUGUAUUUCCUGAUGUAUGUUCACGUUCUGUUUAAUGAAUAAUCUGGACUAUUUUUUAAAGUAAACUAGUAAUUUUUUUUAUAUAUGUAUUUAGAUCUUCAAUUUUCAGUCUUUUUCUAAUACAGUAUUUUUUUAUAUUUAUAUCUUUGUAAUUGCAUAAGCUUACAUUUUUA
Molecule: messenger RNA, 2668 nt
Organism: Stegodyphus dumicola
Lineage: Eukaryota; Metazoa; Arthropoda; Arachnida; Araneae; Eresidae
Biological process (GO): siRNA processing
Cellular component (GO): nuclear RNA-directed RNA polymerase complex
Molecular function (GO): RNA-directed RNA polymerase activity
Source: RefSeq, a predicted model, not a curated record